CGGAUAUUGGCAGGCUUGCUCGCGUAUGUUUGCAAAGAAGAUCAUGUCUAUGUCUAUGUGUUGGCUAUUUGAGUACCGGUAUUGAAAAUCAACGAGGCGCAACUGUUCUUAGCCAAAUUUCACGUAGGAUUAGGAUCGACUGUACCAUCACUGUCAUGACCAUUGGUUCUCCUGACUAUUUUAUUGAGUGAGCAUUCACGAUAGUAACGUAGUACGAGUCAGACCAUUAAGACCUCUGUUUCACCUGCCAAGAUGACUGCCAUACAACAGCUCGUCGACUUAGAUAAGAACAAGGUGACUGAAAAGGAUGAUAAGCCACAUUGCAAAGAAUCACUCAUUCGUCCUCACCUCAAUGAUUAUGGAUCAGCAUCAAAUCUUGCCUUCAAUGAAGCUGUGCACAAGAUGAUGGCAGAAGGUAGAAAUAUCUACCACUUUGCUUUUGGCCAGUCGCCUUUCCCUCCUGUAGAAGGUGCGAAAAAGGUUUUGGCUGAGAAUGCAAAUGAAACUGCAUACCUUCCUGUUGCAGGCCUUAGUGAACUUCGAGCAUCCAUAUGUAGCUUCCAUGAAAAACGAGAUGGAUUAAGACUUCAAGAUGAUUUAGUUGUUGUUGGCCCGGGAUCAAAGGAGCUCAUCUAUUUGCUCAUAAAUGUCUUCAAUGGAGAUAUUCUACUCUUAUCACCUUCCUGGACAACAUACAAGCCACAGACCCAGCUAGCAAAUCAGAGAGUCUUUACUAUCAAAACCACCCUUGAAGAUAAUUGGAAACUAACCCCUUUUCUUCUUGAGCAGACCCUGCAACAACAUGAGCUGAAGAGGAACCGACUUUUGAUUCUCUGCAACCCAGACAAUCCAACUGGCACUGCAUAUAGCGAGGAGGACUUCAUAGCUCUAAGCUCUGCCUUGAGGAAACAUAACAUCAUUGUGCUUAGUGAUGAGAUCUAUGCUGCAACAAACUUUGAAUGCUGUCACAAGACGCUAGCCAAGUAUUAUCCCGAAGGUACUGUUCUGUCUAGUGGAAUUUCUAAAUGGGCUAGUGCCGGUGGAUGGCGGCUAGGUUACAGUAUCUAUCCACCAGAAUUGAAGGUUUUACACAAGGCUGUACGCAGUGCUGCAAGUCACACUUAUUCAUGUGCCUCAGGACCUGUACAACAUGCAGCUGUUUGGCUCUUUCGUUUUGAUGAGGAGUGUGAGAGAUAUGUGUAUCACACAUCAAAGAUCCUUCAGGCUGUAGCUGCAUUCUGUCACAGAGAGUUGACAUCUGUUGGAGUGAAAGCAAUCAUGCCAAGAGGAGGAUUCUAUAUCUUUCCUGAUUUUGAGGUGAUACGUGAGGCCCUGGCAAGGAGAAACAUCACAACUGGUGAAGCCAUGUGCAAGGCACUGUUAGAGGAAGCAGAUGUAGCUGUUAUGUCUGGUGGUCCAGCCUUCCUUCGUCCUGAUGAUGAGUUCACUGUGCGCCUCUGCUACAUCAACUUUGAUGGUGCCUUUGCUCUUAAGGCUAGUCAACAACAUUCUGAUGAACCAAUCACAGAUGACUUCUUAAAUCUGUAUUGCAAACCUGUUGUUGAAGGCAUCCUGGCCAUUAAGAACUGGGUUCAGAAGCAACUUGAGAGUGGCAAGUAGUGUAGACUCAAUGUCAUGUGAUUUUUAUUCAAGUUUAUCAUAGCAGGUUAAUGAUGAUUACAAACAAAUGCUCCAAUCACCUGUAAAUAUUAUGUGUGAUUGGAGUGCUUGAUUACUCUAAUAUUAUAUCUUCUGUCAUAUUUUUGUUAUAGUUACCUACAUACAUGUAGAUACCUUAUGAAGUCUGACUGCAGGCAUAUAAUGCAUAUAUUUAGUUCUAGAGUUACUCUCUUUCAGAAGGCUGGUGUAUCUUGAUUGAAAUUUAGAAUUAAAAAAAUGUAGAAAUAUUUUUGUAUCAUGAUAUUUUGUUUAAAAGCCAUCAAAAUAUGUAUAUCUAUCAUAUAUCUUAAAAGGUCAAGAAAAGUAUACAAGGAGGUGGGAACUUUCCACAUAUAUGUCACAACUUUUCUUCUUUAUUUUAUAUUUUCAUCACUCUCAUCAAAGAAGUUCAGUAACUUUGAUCUUACAUAUUAUCAAAAGGACUCAAUAGAUUUUAACAAGAAAAUUAAUUUGAAUAUUUGCAACUUUAAUUAAUGCAAUCGAUUAGAAAAAAUGUGAAUUUUGUAUUAUUGGCUCAUCGAUUUGGAAACACAGCCAUAAUCACUUUUCCAUAAAAUGAGGCAAACUUUAAAAUGUGAUUUUUAAAUCCUUUUUGUGCCGAGUGAUAUUUCAAUAUUAUCAAAAUUAUGCAAUAUUGGAUAAUAGUUUGAUGAUUAUGAAAAGUUGAUCACUAUUUAAUGACCAAAAUGGUGUUCUGUGUUAUUUUAAACCAAUUUAAUAUUGGUUCCCAAAUGCCUGCAUUUCAUGGAAAGCACUGAUUAAAGCCUUACUUUCAUUUCCUCUCUUCCCUGCUCUCAUGGAAUUUGAGCUCAUAAUGAAAUAUAUGAUGAAUUUUCAGACUCUGAUAUAUAUCGUGUUAUGGGCAAUAUUUUGCUCGCAAUAAUUGACUAACAUCAAAAU
Lytechinus variegatus (green sea urchin) is the source of this 2580-nucleotide messenger RNA. RefSeq names its product aspartate aminotransferase-like. Gene Ontology annotation, biological process: biosynthetic process. The transcript is spliced from 13 exons. The coding region runs from base 253 to 1620 and encodes 455 amino acids. NCBI's taxonomy places the organism in Eukaryota, Metazoa, Echinodermata, Echinoidea, Temnopleuroida, Toxopneustidae. Gene Ontology annotation, molecular function: pyridoxal phosphate binding; catalytic activity. The record is from RefSeq and is a predicted model, not a curated record.